GGAUGGGUUGCAAAAAGAUUCACUUUUAUCCACAGAUACUAGUACUGGUAAUCACAUUCCAACCUCAGAGAGGACUAAUAGAAUAAGGGAAACUGUGUUAACCUCUUCUGUUCAAAGUGUCAGGAGUGGUUCUGAGACAUUUCAUGAGCUCGAUGGAGUAGACAAUGAAGUUUUUGUAAAAGAAAGAGACUCCAGUGAUGAGAUGCCUGUGCCAGACCAAUUUUCCCAAAGUCCUAGGAUUGUGGCUGAAGGUCAGCAUGAAGACACUUUUCGAUCAAAGAGAUAUUCUGACGAUUCCACUGAUCUGUAUAGUUCCCAGUUUGAGAACAUACUAGACAAUACCUCCUUAUACUACAGUGUGGAGUCGCUUGAUACCCUGUACUAUGAGCCUGAUAGCUUCUUCAGCUUCGAAAUGCCCCUCACUCCAAUGAUUCAACAGCGGAUCAAAGAAAGCACUCAUUUCUUGGAGAGGAACUGUGCAGCUGACAACCAACAAGAGUUCCUCAAGGUCGACACAGGUUGCGGAAUAACAAUGGGUUACUGUAAUGAUGUUAUUAAUGGGCUAGAUGAAGUAAAAGGAAUACAAUUCGGCAAGAAUACAGAGGAGCUGGCUUUCUCAGGAGGUGAUGUGGGAUCCAGCAGCAAACCUCUAGAGGCCUCUCAUGCCAUGGGCAGCACUGAACUCCUUGUAAAAGGAAGCACUGAAAACCUCAGCAACGGGACCAAUAGUAAUCUACAAGCUGCUAAACGCUUGGCUAAACGCCUCUACCAGCUGGAUGGAUUUAAACGCUCUGAUGUCGCAAAGCACUUAGGAAAAAACAAUGAUUUCAGCAAACUUGUGGCAGAAGAGUAUCUUAAGUUUUUUGACUUCACAGGAAUGGACCUGGAUCAGUCACUCAGGCGUUUCUUUAAGGCAUUUUCGCUCAUUGGGGAGACUCAGGAAAGGGAGAGAGUCUUAGUCCACUUCUCCAACAGAUAUUUUCAAUGCAAUCCAAACAGCAUGUUUUCUGCAGAUGGAGUGCAUUGCCUUACCUGUGCGUUAAUGCUUCUUAACACAGAUCUGCAUGGACAUAACAUCGGAAAGAAGAUGAGUUGUCAAGAAUUCAUCUCCAACCUCCAAGGAGUGAAUGAAGGAAAAGAUUUCCCCCGAGGGCUACUCAAGGCGUUAUACAACUCCAUCAAGAAUGAGAAGCUGGAAUGGGCAGCUGAUGAUGUUGAUGUUAUGAAGAAGUCCCCAUCAGACAAUGCUGACGACAAACUCAAUGGUACUCAGUCAAAGAGUGUAAGUCGGAUUGGCAGUAACAGCAACCCUUUCCUGGACAUACCACACGAUCCGAACGCUGCUGUAUACAAGGCUGGGUUCCUUGCUCGUAAAAUCCACGCUGAUAUGGAUGGGAAGAAAACUCCAAGGGGAAAACGAGGAUGGAAAACCUUCUAUGCGAUACUAAAAGGAACUGUCCUUUAUUUGCAAAAGGACGAAUACAAGCCAGAGAAGGCUCUGUCAGAAGAUGACUUGAAAAAUGCUGUGAGUGUACAUCAUGCUUUGGCUUCAAAGGCAACGGACUAUGAGAAAAGGCCCAAUGUCCUGAAACUGAAGACAGCUGACUGGAGAGUAUUUCUGUUUCAAGCACAGAGCAGUGAGGAAAUGGAAUCCUGGAUCAACAAAAUAAACUGUGUGGCAGCCGUGUUUUCUGCCCCACCCUUUCCAGCUGCCAUAGGAUCCCAGAAGAAAUUUAGUCGCCCAUUACUGCCUGCUACAACCACCAAACUGUCGAAGGAUGAACAGUUGAAAUCACAUGAAACUAAACUGAAGCAGAUCUCUACAGAACUGGCUGAACAUCGCUCCUAUCCACCGGAUAAGAAAGUAAAAGCAAAGGAAAUAGAUGAGUACAAGAUGAAGGAUCAUUACCUGGAGUUUGAGAAAACACGCUAUGAGGUUUAUGUGAAACUUCUAAAAGAAGGCGGAAAAGAUUUGCUGAUCAGUGGCGAGAAUGACAACGCUGGCCUCAAAAAAUCCCAAUCCAGCCCUUCACUGACCCAAGAUUCGUCUCCAGCGAGUGCCAAGAUCAAGCGCAAUGUUUCCGAGAGGAAGGACUACAGGCCAGAGACACCCAGCAUCAAGCAGAAGGUCCCCUAAAAGGAAACAGAACUGGGAUGAGCUGAUGUCAGUCAGCAAGUGCAGCAAAAUAUAUCGCCUGUCACAAGUGUUACUAUUUGUGGUUCAUUCAAACUACUUAAUGAGUCUGUGACUGACCGGGGCUUGAUAGCAUAUUUUAUUGCACAUUUCUUUUUGCUGUUGACUGCUCACUAUGUUGUAGAUGUCUUUGUUCCCAAUCAGCAGAGUGUGGUUAUUUUGGCUUUGUUUUUAAACAGCUCCUGCACUGCAGUUUUACCCAUGUGCUGAAAGGGUUAAUAAUUAAUGUACCUGUUUCUAAGGGAAUACAUUUUAGGACUUGGUUGUAUGCGCCAGUCCCAGACCACACCAUUUUUACACCCUCUAUUUUACACAUAGUUUCCAUUUCUUUUUAAUUGUACUUCUUGCUAUUGUUAUAAUUUAAUAUAGGCAGCUGUCCACAAAAGAGCAGGACAUUCAGAGGAAAUGGCAAGAAA
Messenger RNA from Spea bombifrons (plains spadefoot toad), 2610 nucleotides. Its product is annotated as PH and SEC7 domain-containing protein 3-like. Gene Ontology annotation, biological process: regulation of ARF protein signal transduction. Gene Ontology annotation, molecular function: protein binding; guanyl-nucleotide exchange factor activity; phospholipid binding. The record is from RefSeq and is a predicted model, not a curated record. Lineage: Eukaryota; Metazoa; Chordata; Amphibia; Anura; Pelobatidae. The transcript is spliced from 14 exons. Bases 203 to 2137 code for a protein of 644 amino acids.